GUUCACAACACUCUUUUUUCUUCAUUUAUUUUCAACCAAACUUUCAUUUUGAUCGUUUUGCUGUUGUGGCUGAGGAGCUUCUAUAUAUCUGAUAAGAAGUUGCAUUGCUUUGCACAAAAGUUAUGCAGAUAUGGCCAACACCUACAAGCCAAAGAACAUUCUCAUCACAGGGGCAGCAGGGUUCAUUGCAUCUCAUGUCUGCAACAGAAUAGUCCGGAACUAUCCUGACUACAAAAUCGUUGUCCUAGACAAGCUCGAUUACUGUUCAAAUUUGAAGAACCUGAUGCCCUCACGUCCAUCUCCAAAUUUCAAGUUCAUAAAGGGAGACAUCGGUAGUGCUGACUUGGUCAACUACAUUCUCCUCACCGAGUCUAUUGACACCAUCAUGCACUUUGCAGCACAAACCCAUGUGGACAACUCCUUUGGAAACAGUUUUGAGUUCACCCAGAACAACAUUUAUGGCACACAUGUGUUGCUGGAGGCUUGCAAAGUCUCUGGUGGCCAAGUGAAGAGGUUCAUCCAUGUGAGCACUGAUGAGGUUUAUGGGGAGACAGAUGAGGAUGCAGUUGUGGGAAACCAUGAGGCUUCUCAGCUGUUACCUACCAAUCCAUAUUCUGCCACAAAAGCUGGUGCUGAAAUGCUUGUCAUGGCAUAUGGUAGGUCAUAUGGCUUGCCUGUUAUAACCACAAGAGGGAACAAUGUUUAUGGGCCUAAUCAGUUUCCUGAGAAGUUGAUUCCAAAGUUCUUGCUCCUGGCCAUGAAAGGAAGGAUUCUUCCAAUUCAUGGGGAUGGCUCCAAUGUCAGGAGUUAUCUCUAUUGUGAAGAUGUGGCUGAGGCAUUUGAGAUUAUUCUCCAUAGGGGUGAGGUGGGACAUGUUUAUAACAUAGGGACAAAGAAAGAGAGGAGGGUGAUUGAUGUGGCAAGAGACAUAUGCAGGCUUUUCAAAUUGGAUCCUGACACCCAUGUUAAGUUUGUGGAGAAUAGGCCUUUCAAUGAUCAAAGGUACUUCUUGGAUGAUGAAAAGCUGAAGAAUUUGGGGUGGUAUGAGAGCACUACUUGGGAAGAGGGCCUAAAGAAAACCUUGAGUUGGUAUCUGAAGAAUCCUGAUUGGUGGGGUGAUGUUUCUGGUGCUUUGCUUCCUCAUCCAAGAAUGCUCACUAUGCCAGGAGUUGAGAAGUACUAUGAUAGCACAGAAAUGAGCAAAAAUGAUUCCAAUGUCGAUGCAAACCAUGCCAACCAGAACAAAAUGGUUGUUCCAACUAUAAGAAGCAAUGUGUCACCACGAAAGCAAUCUCUGAAGUUCUUGAUCUAUGGUGGUGCAGGGUGGAUUGGGGGGCUUGUAGGAAAUAUUUGCGAGAAGCAAGGGAUACCCUUUGAAUAUGGCAAAGCACGUCUAGAUGAAGGAUCUCAAUCACAAAUAUUGGCUGACAUAAACACCAGUAAACCAACUCAUGUUUUCAAUGCUUCUGGGGUGACAGGAGCACUGAAUUUGAAAUGGGUUGAAGCUCAUAAACCAGAAGCCAUACGAGCAAAUGUUGUUGGUGUGUUAACAUUGGCACAUGUUUGCAAAGACCAUGGUCUCCCCAUGAUGAAUUAUGCCUUUGGUGGUAAUUUGGAAGACACAAAAAACUCCAAUGAUGCUUUCUAUUUCAGAAUUCAAGCCAAGGUUGAAGAGUUGCUAAAGGAAUAUGACAAUGUGUGCACCCUAAGAAUCCAAUUGCCAGUGACAUCUGAUCUCAGAAACCCACAUAACUUCAUCAGUAAGAUAACAAGUUCCGAUAAAGUGGCCAACAUGCCAAACAGCAUCACUGUUUUGGAUGAACUUGUGCCCAUUUCAAUUGAGAUGGCCAAAAGGAAUUGCAGGGGCAUUUGGAACUUCGCAAACCCUGGUAUUGUGACCUGCAAUGAGAUUCUUGAGAUGUACAAGGAAUAUAUUGAUCCUAGUUUUAAAUGGGUUAAUUUUACACUUGAACGACAGGGUCAAUUCCCUUCUCCGAGUACUAAUGAAAUGGAUGCAUCAGAAUUGCAGAAGGAAUUUCCUGAGCUUUUGCCUGUAAGGGAUUCAUUGCUCAAAUAUGUCUUUGAGCCAAAAAGGAAAACUUUGGGUUAUCAAGUGGCAUAAUUAACUAUAAAUAAAUGUAUACACGUCUAUCCAUUUAUUCUCCACUUUUUGCUACUAUGCUAUGAAUUAGUUUCUUAUAAUCAUACUAUUGAAUUUCUCAUUU
This is a messenger RNA of Vigna radiata var. radiata (mung bean), 2225 nucleotides long. RefSeq names its product trifunctional UDP-glucose 4,6-dehydratase/UDP-4-keto-6-deoxy-D-glucose 3,5-epimerase/UDP-4-keto-L-rhamnose-reductase RHM1. Gene Ontology annotation, biological process: auxin export across the plasma membrane; UDP-rhamnose biosynthetic process; flavonol biosynthetic process. Lineage: Eukaryota; Viridiplantae; Streptophyta; Magnoliopsida; Fabales; Fabaceae. The coding region runs from base 131 to 2122 and encodes 663 amino acids. Gene Ontology annotation, molecular function: dTDP-glucose 4,6-dehydratase activity; UDP-L-rhamnose synthase activity; UDP-glucose 4,6-dehydratase activity. The transcript has 3 exons. The record is from RefSeq and is a predicted model, not a curated record.